UUUCCCUUCUCUCCUUCCUUACUUGCUAAGCACAGAGAGAGAGAGAGAGAGAGAGAGAGAGUGAUUAUCCUUUCCUUUCAUUGGGUUCUCGAUUGAUUCUGGGAUUUCAUAGUACCUCAGAAGAGCGGUUGUUUGCUUCCUUUUUCCUGGGAUUCUGUUUUCGUUUGGACAAUCCGAGGAAUCUAUCUAGCUGUUGGGCCUUUCUUUCGAUUUGUCCCAGGAAUCACUUCUGCUUAUAUUUCCCACGCUCUGUAGAAUUAAAACUAUUUCCUUGAGAGAGGACUUGUCCUGAUCUUUCUACCAAUGGAUAUUCAGCAGUUGCCCUUUCUCUUCAAAAAAGAUGGUACCUCGUGUAAGAAACUCCUACUUUACUCCCAAUUAUUUUGAAGAGGCUGAUUCCCGAACUCGAACCCAAUUAGUGGCUUUUUGAUGGGACAGAAUGAACUAACAACGUCAAACGCUGAUAACUACCAUCCUGAUGGCAGUGUGAAAUCUGAAACAGCGGUUAAGGUAAGGAAACCUUACACGAUUACAAAACAAAGAGAAAAAUGGACGGAAGAAGAGCAUCAAAAGUUUCUUGAAGCCUUAAAGCUGUAUGGUCGGGGUUGGCGUCAAAUUGAAGCACAUGUAGGCACCAAAACUGCUGUUCAGAUUCGAAGUCAUGCUCAAAAAUUCUUCUCUAAGGUGGUCCGGGCUUCCAGUAGUAGCACUGAGAGCUCCAUUGAACCAGUUGAGAUUCCUCCUCCGCGGCCAAAGAGGAAACCCUUGCAUCCUUACCCACGUAAAUUGGCUGAUUCUCUUAAUGGAAUAUCAGUUGCAGAUCAAUCUGAGAGGUCUCCAUCGCCAUAUUCAUUGGUGGCUGAGAAAGAUACUGAAUCUCCCACUUCAGUUUUUUCUGCAGUUGGGUCAGAUGCAUUAGGGUCUGGAGUUUCGGAACAGCACAAUGUUUGUCCUUCGCCGAUGUCAUGCACAACUGACAUGCACUCAAUCAGCUUAGCCACUGUUGAGAAAGAGAAUGAACACAUGAUGGUGAAUUCCUCUGUCCAAGAAGAGAAAUUACAGAAAUUUGAAUCAGCUUCCAAGGAAACUUUAAGUACUGACGGAGAUGAAGCCAUGGGAGCAAUUGUCUCAAGUAUCAAGCUUUUUGGAAGGACAGUCUUGGUAACAGAUUCCCAGAAACCAUGUUCUCCAGGUGCAGAGAAUAUUGACUCACCAACAUCUAAGACUAUUCUAGAGAAUCUUGACAUUGAUACUGAGAAGUUUCCUGAAACAUUUCCUUCAAACCAAUUAGACACACAUUUAUCACUCGAAAUAGUUAACUGUGAUUGGAGAUUAUUGCCAUGCCAAGCCCCAGUUCAAUGCGUGGAACAUCAGAAAGAGAACACCAACUCUGCAGAAGCCAACCCUUAUGCUUCUCUGCCAUGGUUGGCUUUGUACCAAGGCCUGCCAUAUUAUCACCUUCCCUCAUAUAACCAAACUUCAGUUCAAAUACCUACAUAUUCUUGCGUAGAAGAAAAAACGAAAGAGAGAGAUAUUCUAAAGGAAAAAUCUUGUAGUGGGUCAAACUCUGUGUCAGCUAGUGAAGUCGAAAAUGAAGGGAAGAAUUUAGAUGCUGUUGAUUCUCAGUUUCAAGAAACUAGAGGGAGGAUUAACCCCUGCAAGUCUAUGAAGGGGUUUGCGCCCUACAAAAGAUGUCUAGCAGAGAGAGAUGCUAACUCAUCUGUGAUUGUUUUGGAAGAGAGAGAAGGGCAAAGAGCUCGAGUUUGCUCAUAUUGACCUUCAUGUAUCUCAAUUGUCCACAGUUAGAAUUAUUAAGCAAGUUCAGUAGCUAUUUUUGGUAGUUUGAUGUAGGUUGUAUCAGACUCCUUUUCAUCCCCGUUUCUCCACUAGAGCUCCCUUCAAGUCACUCUAUAUCUUUGUAUGCAAACCUUGUUUUUAGAAGUUUAGGAGCUGAUAGUAGCUUGGUUAUUACAGUCCCACUCCCAGACUCCCAUGUGCUGCUACUUUCAGCCAUUGGAGCUAUCCAAAUUGUCACCUGGUUGUUCUUUUUGACCUUGCCAUUGCUUCAAUAUUUAACUUCAGUUCCCCACAAA
Molecule: messenger RNA, 2093 nt
Organism: Quercus robur (English oak)
Lineage: Eukaryota; Viridiplantae; Streptophyta; Magnoliopsida; Fagales; Fagaceae
Product: protein REVEILLE 7-like
Exons: 8
Coding region: 430-1776 (448 amino acids)
Molecular function (GO): DNA binding
Source: RefSeq, a predicted model, not a curated record